AUGAUGAAUUUAUCAUUGCCUUUGGAGAAAACCAGAGAAACCAAUCCCUUGUUUCAUCAAACCGAUAAUCACAACAACCACAAGGAUUCUCUUCAAAACAUUCUCCGAGGUGUGAUUAGUACAGCUCCGAGAAUUUCCAUCGACUACAGUCAAGAUCCUUUCACGACUCGACACUCGAGACAAUUUCAUACCGAUGAUUCUUUACAUUUAUAUCAUAAAAUUGAAAUUACGUACUUGUCAUCAUUGAGAAGAAAUGGAUUUAAUCCGAGCUAUCCCUCACAUUUAUUAUCGGAAACGAUGGUUUCCAAGAAAGAUUAUUCCAAAUUUAUUAAAACUCUCACAGAUAUCUAUUUUAUGAGAUUGAGUUGGAAAGUGAAAAUGAUUAUUGCUGGAAUUUGGUUGAGCCUUUCAUUAUUGGCUUUAAUUAUUAAUUUAGGAGUUGGAUUGGGAAUUUUGUUAAAUCGAAAGGAUGAUAAGGAAAUACCGUAUUGGGCAGUAUGUGUACCUGCUAUUGGACUUUCUCUGAUCAUUGCACUGAUUAUUGGAUUUAUUUUGUUGAUCAAGUAUUUGUAUCAUAUUAUGACACGAAUGCAACAAUUACAUCAAUUUAUUGACUCCAAUAGAGAUGAUUUCUUAAAAAUUGGAAUUGAAUUGAAUAUUGUCAAAGAUAACAGAAAUGGAGUGUAUAUUGACAUGCAGAAAAUUACAAAUGAAAGAGAGGAUCGUCUCAUUAGAAUGUUUAAUAACAAGUCUAUUUCAAAAAAGUCAGGCACUACUCCACUCAAUGUGACAGUAACAGAACCAACGGAUAAUACCUCCCAAGACUCCGUGCAACAUCAUUCUCCUUUUUACUCUAAAUCUCCAAAAUCUCCUUACAUGCAGCUUGAAUAG
Messenger RNA from Naegleria lovaniensis, 891 nucleotides. RefSeq lists its product as uncharacterized. NCBI's taxonomy places the organism in Eukaryota, Heterolobosea, Eutetramitea, Acrasida, Naegleriidae. The transcript has a single exon. The record is from RefSeq and is a predicted model, not a curated record. The coding region runs from base 1 to 891 and encodes 296 amino acids.